Vigna umbellata (rice bean) is the source of this 942-nucleotide messenger RNA. The record is from RefSeq and is a predicted model, not a curated record. NCBI's taxonomy places the organism in Eukaryota, Viridiplantae, Streptophyta, Magnoliopsida, Fabales, Fabaceae.
UGAAAUUAUUUGAUAGAAUGAUUUUAAUAACUUCCAGGAGCAGCGAGAAAGCCCGUUCAAUCCCUAACCACACCUCUCACCCAAUUUGUUGAAUUUGAGUCCCUCGUCGCCGUGCCGGACCGCACCCAAUACAAAGCUUCUUCUUCUCCGCUACAUAUUUGUAACACUCCAGAUUUGCUAUCGUGUGUCAGUAUUUACUUGCAAUCUCUGCACAGGAAUAUGGAGGCAAAUUCAGCUUCAUAUGAACAUGAGGAUCAAGAUGAAUAUGUUCUACUUGACCUGGAUAGUGUUUCUGACUUAAUUAACCUUCCAGCAAAUGCCAAGUAUGUUCUUACUGGCCUUGAUACAUUAAACCCAGAAUUGAUCAUUGAUGACAAAUUUAAGCUGAUUGGGCAAUAUGAGGAGUCAAUUGGCACAUGUCUUGCUUUUACCGAACAAGAUGCCCCCGUGGUUCAUGAAGAGACAGGAUCAUCUGAAGUGAACCUUUUCUCUAGAACAAGACUAAUUGAUUCAAGUCAAACUCCAACAAAGCAAGUGAAACCUUUUUGUCAGCUUCACAAGAUUCUCAAGUUUAAACUAUCACCCGAUUCUGAAAUCCAUACCAUCACACAUGAGGAGGUUAAGUGAAUUUAAAGCUUACGAGAGAACAUGGGAAUGGGUGCCAAUUGUGUACCUUUUUGAAAAAUUACAUGUUCCCUUGGAUUUUCUUUUAGAUUUGUACAUAGAAUAGAACCUUUUUCAAACAUUGUUCUUUCGUAGGUGUAUAUAUAUACAUACGUUUAAGGAUUAUACCUUCAGUUUAUCUAACAGUAAAUUAAUGUGUUUGAUUUGAUAUUUUUUUCUGGUGAACCUCCAAUUAUAAAGGAUGGGUUCAAUGUUAUCCAAAAUUUGAAAAAGAAAGAAAAGAAUCGGGAUAUGGUUAGAAUAUCUAUAUUCAAUUGC